AUGUCCUCUGAAUCCCGAUUAUAUACUUUUUCACCGGAGACGCGGGAGAAGCUUCGCAAGUUCCGCCUAGGAACAUCCAGAGCGAAGGAUGCGCAAGCGAUCAUCUAUAUAAUCGAUUCGAAAACGCAAGAGAUCCGCCCUGAAGAUGGCACUGUCUACUCGAAGCUUGAGGAUAUAGCUGACGAGCUUCCGGAGUCGUCUCCUCGGUUUGUUCUAUUAAGCUACCCUUUGACCCUGCCGUCCGGCCGCCUUACGGUCCCCUAUGUCCUUCUUUACUACCUCCCUGAGAACUGCAACCCGUCCAUGCGAAUGACGUACGCCGGUGCGGUCGAGUUGAUGCGAAACACAGCCGAGGUGAACAGGGUUAUCGAGGUGGAAAGUGAGGAGGAUGUGAUUUCCAUCGCGUCGAAACUUGGAGGGACCGAUUGA
Monascus purpureus is the source of this 429-nucleotide messenger RNA. Lineage: Eukaryota; Fungi; Ascomycota; Eurotiomycetes; Eurotiales; Aspergillaceae. The record is from the annotation of a GenBank genome assembly.